This is a messenger RNA of Oncorhynchus masou masou (cherry salmon), 2749 nucleotides long. Its product is annotated as dorsal-ventral patterning tolloid-like protein 1. Gene Ontology annotation, molecular function: calcium ion binding; metalloendopeptidase activity. The transcript is spliced from 8 exons. The record is from RefSeq and is a predicted model, not a curated record. NCBI's taxonomy places the organism in Eukaryota, Metazoa, Chordata, Actinopteri, Salmoniformes, Salmonidae. Bases 1 to 1089 code for a protein of 362 amino acids.
AUGCAGUUUGAAUCCUUCGAGCUGGAGGGCAACGAGGUGAGUGUGGAACGUGUUCAGUGUAAGUAUGACUUUGUGGAGGUGCGUAGCGGCCUAUCGUCAGACAGUAAGCUGCACGGAAAAUACUGCGGUACGGAGGUUCCCGAGGUCAUCACAUCACAGUACAACAACAUGAGAAUAGAGUUCAAGUCUGACAACACCGUGUCCAAGAAGGGCUUCAAGGCUCACUUCUUCUCUGAUAAGGAUGAAUGCAGUAAGGAUAAUGGUGGCUGCCAACAUGACUGUAUAAACACGGUGGGAUCGUAUGUAUGCCAGUGUCGACACGGAUUCAUACUACAUGAGAACAAACAUGACUGUAAAGAAGCUGAGUGUAAGCAUAAGGUCCACAGCCCCAGCGGGACCAUGAACAGCCCCAACUGGCCUGAUAAAUAUCCCAGUAGGAAGGAAUGUACCUGGGACAUCACCACUACACCUGGACACAGAGUCAGACUGUCAUUUAAUGAAUUUGAGAUGGAGCAGCAUCAGGAGUGUGCCUAUGACCACCUGGAGGCCUUUGACGGGGAGGGUGACUCGGCGGCCAUCUUGGGUCGGCUGUGUGGCAGUAAGAUUCCGGAACCGCUGGUCUCCACGGGUAACAAGAUGUACCUGCGUUUCAUCUCUGACGCCUCGGUUCAGAGGAAAGGCUUCCAGGCAACACACUCUACUGAGUGUGGAGGGAGGUUGAAGGCAGAGACUCGUCAGAAGAACCUCUACUCACACUCCCAGUUUGGAGAUAACAACUACCCUGGCCAUACGGACUGUGAGUGGUUGGUGACGUCAGAGGAGGGUUACGGAAUAGAGUUGACCUUUACGACCUUCGAGGUGGAGGAGGAGGCGGACUGUGGUUAUGACUACAUAGAGCUGUACGAUGGUUAUGACUCCAGCUCACACAGACUGGGUCGGUUCUGUGGUUCUGGGCCCAGAGAGGAGAUCUACUCUGCGGGUGACGCGGUGUUGAUCCGUUUCCAUAGCGACGACACCAUCAGUAAGAAGGGGUUCCACAUCCGCUACACCAGCACCCAGUUCCAGCAGAACCUUCACACCAGGAAGUGAUGUCACAACACCCCGACCCCUAGCCUCACUGUGCCGACAAGACAACCACAGGCCCCUUUUCUCCUCUGACUGACAGGCGCCAAACAGACACACACACACACACACACACACACACACACACACACACACACACACACACACACACACACACACACACACACACACACACAGUUUUGAAGAGAGGAGUGAGUGUGGGUGAGAACCAGAGGAGAGAGGGGGAGGACUGAUCAGUCCAUCUCUUAACAGGGGAGCUUCUAGAACUCUGAGGACUACAUGUGAAGAGAGACUGGAUCACAGCUUCACACUGCAACAGGAUUAAUGGAACUGCUUUAACGACGGGAACUGGAUUAAAUACUGAAACUGGAUUAAAUACGGAAACUGGAUUAAAUACUGAAACAGGAUUAAAUACGGAAACUGGAUUAAAUACUUAAACAGGAUUCAAUACUGAAACUGGAUUAAAUUCUGAAACUGGAUUAAAUACUGAAACAGGAUUCAAUACUGAAACAGGAUUAAAUACUGAAACUGGAUUAAAUACUGAAACAGGAUUAAAUACUGAAACUGGAUUAAAUACUGAAACUGGAUUAAAUACUGAAACUGGAUUAAAUACUGAAACAGUCUUAAAUACUGAAACUGGAUUAAAUUCUGAAACUGGAUUAAAUACUGAAACAGGAUUAAAUACUGAAACUGGAUUAAAUACUGAAACUGGAUUAAAUUCUGAAACUGGAGUGUGAACAGGAACUGGAUUUAAUACAUGGAACUGGACUAAAUAACUGACUGGCUGUUUGGCUGACUGAGUCGCUGACUAUUUGACUGAGUUACUGGAUGACUAUUUUACUGGCUGACUGAUUGACUGUCUGAUUGGCUGGUUGACUGAGUGACUGGAUGACUAUUUUACUGGCUAACUGACUGACUGUCUGAUUGGCUGGUUGACUGACUGACUGGCUGACUGACUGACUGAUUGACUGGCUGACUGACUGUUUGAUUGGCUGGCUGACUGUUUUACUGGCUGACUGACUGUCUGAUUGGCUGGCUGACUGUUUUACUGGCUGUUUGGUAGGUUGACUGACUGACUGGCUAACUGAUUCACUGAUGGACUGGCUGACUGACUGAUUGGCUGACUGAUUCACUGAUGGACUGGCUGGCUGACUGAUUGGCUGACUGAUUCACUGAUGGACUGGCUGACUGACUGAUUGGCUGACUGAUUCACUGAUGGACUGGCUGGCUGACUGAUUGGCUGACUGAUUCACUGAUGGACUGGCUGACUGACUGAUUGGCUGACUGACUGAGAGAAGCAUGAGGUAACGCUGAGGCAACAUUAUACAAACUGAGAGACAACAUCCCGAUAACUUUCUGACAACUUCCUGUUCAGACAACGUUUCAGACAAACCUCAUACAAACCGAGAGACGACGUUCAGACAACGGCCAGACAACUUACGGUGCUGACAACGUUCUGACCAUUUUUGAGGUUUGACAAAGUCCUGACAAUGUUCUGCUUAGAAAACAUUCUGACAACGUUCAGGCAAACAUUAUACAAACUGAGAGACAAUGUCGUUCUGACAACGUUCUGACAACGUUCUGACAACGUUCUUCUGAAAACGUCCUGACAACGUUGGGUUUUGACAGCACUUAUAUUGCCUUAGAACCAAAUGUACGUUCUUGA